AUGGGCAUUCUGAGUUCGAUUUUGGGGUUUUGCGGUUUUGGAUUUGGAACUUCAAUUGGGCUUGUGAUCGGGUAUUACCUCUUCAUCUACUUCCAGCCAACUGACGUCAAGGAUCCUGGUAUUCGUCCUUUGGUUGGGCAAGAUUCAAAUACUUUGCAACGGCUGCUUCCGGAGAUACCCAUGUGGGUUAAAAAUCCAGACUAUGAUCGUGUUGACUGGCUUAAUAAAUUUAUUGAGCUUAUGUGGCCUUACCUGGACAAGGCAAUUUGCAAAACUGCAAGGACCAUAGCAAAGCCCAUUAUUGCUGAGCAAAUUCCAAAAUACAAAAUUGAUUCCGUUGAGUUUGAAGCACUUUCCUUGGGCUCCUUACCACCAACUUUUCAAGGAAUAAAAGUCUAUAUCACUGGUGAGAAGGAAUUGAUAAUGGAACUAUCAAUGAAGUGGGCAGGCAAUCCAAACAUCCUUGUUGCAGUUAAAGCAUUUGGGUUAAGAGCCACAGUUCAGGUGGUUGAUUUGCAAGUGUUUGCUUCUCCACGUAUCACCAUGAAGCCUUUGGUUCCAGCAUUUCCUUGUUUUUCAAAAAUUUUUGUGUCUCUAAUGGAGAAGCCACAUGUUGACUUUGGAUUAAAACUACUUGGCGCAGAUGCUAUGGCUAUUCCUGGCCUAUAUAGGUUUGUCCAGGAGCUUAUUAAAGAUCAAGUGGCAAACAUGUACCUAUGGCCCAAAGCCCUAGAAGUACCAAUCAUGGAUCCUACAAUGGCUAUGAGGAAACCUGUUGGAGUUCUCCAUGUAAAAGUUAUAAAGGCAAUAAAGCUUAAAAAGAAAGAUUUAUUAGGAGCAGCAGAUCCUUAUGUGAAAGUCAAGCUCACUGAGGACAAGCUUCCUUCAAAGAAAACAGCUGUGAAACACAACAAUUUGAACCCAGAAUGGAAUCAAGAGUUUAAUUGGGUUGUCAGAGACCCAGGGACUCAAGCAUUAGAGGUUGUAGUUUAUGAUUGGGAAAAGAUUGGCAAACACGACAAAAUGGGUAUGAAUGUCAUUCCACUAAAGGAUCUUACACCCGAUGAGCCUAAAGUUGUGACUGUUGACAUACUGAAAAACAUGGACGCAAAUGAUGCUCAAAAUGAGAAGUUACGUGGACAGCUUGUUGUGGAACUGAUCUAUAAACCUUUUAAGGAGGAUGAGAUGCCUAAAGAUGAUGAAGAUCCAAAUGCCAUACAAAAGGCUCCUGAAGGAACACCUGCAGGUGGUGGGGUGCUUGUAGUUUUAGUCCAUGAAGCUGAAGAUGUGGAAGGAAAGCACCACACUAACCCACAAGUGCGAAUACUCUUCAGAGGAGAGGAGAGAAGAACCAAGAUAGUCAAGAAAAAUCGUGAUCCAAGAUGGGAAGAGGAGUUUCAGUUUAUGUUAGACGAACCACCGAAAAGCGAUAGGCUUCAUGUUGAAGUAAUUAGCAUCUCCUCAAGGAUGGGCCUGUUGCAUCCCAAGGAAACUCUUGGAUAUGUGGAUAUAAACUUGGCGGAUGUUGUUAGCAAUAGAAGAAUCAAUGAAAAAUACCAUCUGAUUGACUCAAAGAAUGGACGGCUUCAAAUUGAGCUGCAGUGGAGAACAUCUUAG
Messenger RNA from Prunus armeniaca (apricot), 1617 nucleotides. The record is from the annotation of a GenBank genome assembly. Lineage: Eukaryota; Viridiplantae; Streptophyta; Magnoliopsida; Rosales; Rosaceae.